Molecule: messenger RNA, 1570 nt
Organism: Brachypodium distachyon (stiff brome)
Lineage: Eukaryota; Viridiplantae; Streptophyta; Magnoliopsida; Poales; Poaceae
Product: hemK methyltransferase family member 2
Exons: 3
Coding region: 309-1175 (288 amino acids)
Biological process (GO): methylation
Cellular component (GO): eRF1 methyltransferase complex
Molecular function (GO): protein methyltransferase activity; S-adenosylmethionine-dependent methyltransferase activity; nucleic acid binding
Source: RefSeq, a predicted model, not a curated record
GCACCAACAUACCCUUCGUGACUUCGUCCUCACAAGACCAGACCCAGACCCGAAACCGAGGGCAACAUGGCGAUGGCGGCUCCCCUUCCUCCCCACUGCGCCGCCGCCCUCCUGCGAUAGCGCCGCCGCCUCUUCUCGCCUCCCCUCUACCCAUCAAGCACUAGAUCCCCCUUCCCCUUCCACCCGCUCCCCUGCGCUCCCCGCCGCGCCAUCAGGCCCUAGCCCUAGUCUUCGAGCGAGGCAGCGGAGACACGCCCCGGCGAUUUGUGGUGGCAACUUCCUCCGGCUCUUGCCUCUCCGGUUGCUCCAUGUCGGCUGGCGACAGCGCGGCGGUGUCGGCCGUGGAGGGGAAGCUCGCGGAGGUCUCUACCAACAGCGACUUGAAGAGUCUCCCCAAGAGGGGCAAGGCUGCAUCAGGGAGGACACUAAACACUGCCCAGAUUCAGCUUGUCGCAAGGCAUCCGGAGGUUUAUGAACCAUGUGAUGAUUCCUUUGCCCUUGUUGAUGCGCUGCUCUCUGACAAAGCUCAACUUCUGGCACUACAGCCGAGUUUAUGCCUUGAGGUAGGAUGUGGCAGUGGUUAUGUCGUCACAUCUCUGGCCAUCAUGCUCAGGCAAUUAGGCUCUGGAACCCACUACUUAGCAACAGAUAUCAACCAACAUGCUGUGGAGACAACUCAAGCAACACUUGAAGCACAUGGCAUUCAUGCAGAUGUUAUUGCAACUGAUAUUGUGUCAGGUCUUGAGAAACGUCUGGCUGGUAUGGUUGAUGUGGUUGUUGUGAACCCUCCUUAUGUGCCAACACCUGAGGAAGAAAUCGGGAUCAAGGGCAUUGCUUCAUCUUGGGCUGGAGGGCUGAAUGGGCGCCAAGUGAUUGACCGAAUUCUUCCUGCUGUGCGCGAGCUGCUAUCAGAAAGAGGGUGUAUGUACAUGAUUGCCCUUGAAGAUAAUGAUCCUUUGGGUAUAUGCCAUUUGAUGAAUGAGAAGGGGUAUGCAUCGCGUGUUCUCUUGAAGAGAUGUACUGAAGAGGAGAGCCUUUAUGUUCUCAAGUUUUGGCAAGACCCCACUGCUGGCUCAAGUGCUUCUCCAUCCGCUAAAUCUCCAGGCAGCGAGUCCUCAUGGAUUUCUCAGUUGCCUUUCAGAUCCUUUUGGCAAAAGAAUAAUAGCAGUUCUUGACCUCAUCAAUUCAGUCUCUCCCGUUCUGAAAGAUGGCAAGCAAGGAACGGUUUGCAAAUUUCCUAUGUGGUACUUAGACGUGUUUGAGUUAGGUCUUUCCUGUUGAGUUCUGAUGUGCAUCGGAGAACAACAAGCAAACUGACACGGUGAGCUGAAGUACGAUCCUGUGAGCAAUCAAUCAAACGUCUUCCUUUCUCUUUUUUGUGUCGGCUAAAAUCUGCACCAUGUUCGCAUUGUGUGUAUAUGUGGUUAUUAUGGAUCUAUUUAUUCUGAAGGUGACUUGCGUAGUUUGGGACCUUUUGUCAUGUUAUUCUGGAAUUUGUACAAAACUAGCUACAAAGUUACCACUAUAUGGUCCAUCUGUUUAAUAAUGAUGGUAUGCUUGUUCCCGUGCC